This is a messenger RNA of Nicotiana tabacum (common tobacco), 615 nucleotides long. NCBI's taxonomy places the organism in Eukaryota, Viridiplantae, Streptophyta, Magnoliopsida, Solanales, Solanaceae. The record is from RefSeq and is a predicted model, not a curated record.
AUGGAAUCUAAGUAUAGAGAGUAUCGCUCCAAUCAUCGGAUGAUGGUCAAAAUUGUUGGUGAGGAUGGCCAAUUCCAAGCAUUACAUGAUAAGAUCAAGAAAAAGGAUGAGGAGUUGAAGGAGAAAUAUGAGGAGAUUAUGAGGGCCAUCGGCCAAUGCAGCAUGUUGGAAGAGACGCUAAGGUCUAAGGAGGAUGAGCUCGAAGUGAGCAAAAGGGUGAUAGCCGAGAAUACAGACCUCCGGGCGCAGGUAGCGUCCUUAAUAGUUGAUCUUGAACAAAGUGAGGCCAGGGUCGUCACCUUGGGGGCGGAGUUAAGCACUAGGGUCGAAGAGUUGAACUUGGCUGAGAGAACCAGGAUGUCCACCGUGGUGGAGGCAACAACAUUAGAGGGUAUCCUACGUGUUUGUAGGUCUGAGCAGGCUAGUGAGACGGAGACUUCGGCUCUCAAGUUGGAAAGGUUGGAGGAGCCGAUCAAGGGUUUGGAGGCAAAGCUAUAUGGGCUGAAUGAGCAGGUCAUCACCUUAAAGGCCGAGAAGGAGAAACAACAGGUCCAACCGUCUACUUCUCAUACUUCUGCUGAUCCUAGUGUGUCACGGGAGUUGUACAAGAUGUAG